This is a messenger RNA of Diuraphis noxia (Russian wheat aphid), 2552 nucleotides long. RefSeq lists its product as uncharacterized. NCBI's taxonomy places the organism in Eukaryota, Metazoa, Arthropoda, Insecta, Hemiptera, Aphididae. The record is from RefSeq and is a predicted model, not a curated record.
UUUAAACUCUUUUUUUAUUGAUACAAAAUAUAGUAUCACAUAAAAUUAGUUUAAACAUUUUAUUUUUAUUGAUUCCAUUCAUAUACAUACAUUGUACAGUGCUUGGUGAUGUUACCGUAAACACACGACACGAAUAGAUUAAAUACUACGUCAUCUAUAAAAAAACUUCAAAACACGAGCAUCAGAAUACAUGUGUCGUAUUCAUUCCAAGACCAAGUGAUCAAUGCUGACAAAGUCCAUCGGUUCAGUUUUUCAUUAUUUAUUAACACUACAUUUAAAAAAUGCAUAAGUGUGUAGUGUGCGGUAAUUCUACUACGUGGACUAGGGACACUCGUCCUGAAGUUCUUUAUCAUGGUUUUCCUAAAAAUGAACAAUUAAGAAGAAUAUGGCUUAAAGUUUUGGGAUUCGAUCAUUGUUAUGAUUGGCAACGGAUAUGUAGUGAUCAUUUUUUAGAUGAAAACUAUAGACCUGGAAAGAAGCGAUAUUUAUUACCAAAUACUAUUCCCCAACCUUAUGAUAAAAAUUGUGAUGCAAAUGAUGUUCUUUCUAAUUAUAUUAUCCAAAAUAACAAUACAAAAACUGAUAUUAAUGAACUCGUACUAAUGGAACAGAGUCUUUUAAGAGAGGAAAAUAUUAAAAUUGCUUUUAUAAAUAAUAAUAAAUUACCAAGAAGGUCAUAUGGAAAAAUUAAACUUACUACAACUAAUGAAAGUAUGCCAAGGCUCCAAACUGAACGAUAUGGUGGACAAAUUCUUACAUUUAUUGAUGGUGACAAUAUUCAAACAGUCAUUGAAAGAAAUAUUGUACCAGUAUUAACAACUACUAAGGACUUCACUUUGGGAAAUGGAUUACGAUGUUCCGUUAAAAAUUGCUUCAACAGACAUUCAGAACAUCUUAGUCUCUUUGGAUUUCCAAGUGAUUUUACUUUAAGAAAAAAGUGGAUAGAAAAUUGUGGAUUAAAUUUUGAUCCUACUAAAAAUAGUGUAAGAGUAUGUAGUGUUCAUUUUGAAAAUGAUUGCUUCACAAAUUCAAAAAAAAGGAACAGAUUGAGACCUAAAGCUGUUCCGACAUUAUUUUUAGAUAAUGAUGUGAUGGAUACAAGAAAUAUUUUAUCAUCAAGUUUACGUGUCAAUAGUGGGCUUAUUCAUGCAAAUAAACCAUCUUGUUCAUCCUCAAAUUAUAUUGCAAAUGUGGAAUCUAAUCAAACUCCCUUAUUGGUUUAUAUUGACUCGACUACUCGUUACGCUAAGGAUUUUGAAGCUUAUUGUUCUGUACCAGGAUGUAUAACUAAUACUGAAACGUAUAAAGAGGUUGAAGAUAUUUCCCUUUUYGCACCAACAAAAGAUUGUGUAAAUAAGUGGAGCUCAAUUUUAGGUUUACAGUUGACUGUAAACAGUAUUGUAUGUGAAAGACAUUUCAGACCUCAGGACAUACUCAAACCCGAAUUAUUGGUAAAUGGUUUGAAUGAAAAAGUAAAAUCAUUAUCACCUGAUUCUUUGCCGGUACCAAUUGAUGCUAUGCCAUCAUCAUCAUCUAAUAUUAUGCCAAAAUCUAAUACUAUGCUAGAAUUGAGAACAUAUGGAGGUAAAUUAAAAAGACCAAAAGCCAAUGAAGCUGAUAAACAGUUAUCAAAGAAAAUCAGAAACAAUGUACCAGAAGACACAUAUCAAAACAUUUCAACUUGCGAUGUAGAACCAACAUUAAAAUUGAACAGUUCAGAAUUUAUUGACAAUAAAACUAUAUUUUUUAAACCUAUUUUUACCACAGAUACACCUUAUUCAUCUGAAUUGCCCAAAAUAAAGACUCCAGUAAUUUCAAAAUGUAUUUCAUUGGCCAGAAAUUCAGAGGUACAUGAAUCUAUUUCAUUAGCCAGAAAUCCAGAGGUACUACAUGAUUCUUAUUCAGAUAAUAAUUCAAAUACCUCAGAAUGUAUAAUAAUUGAUGAUGAUACUGAAGACAAUGGAUUUAUUUUUGAAAUUUAUAAAAGUAUUGUACUUCCGAAUUUAUUUUGGAGGGUUAAACAUCUUAGUACACAAAAUGUAACAGGUUUUUAUCAACGAGACAUGUUUGAUUUAACUGUGAAAAAGAUUCUUUUUUUCAAUAGUCUUGUGCCAAUUAUACAAGUUUAUGGGAAGAAAUACGAAUAUAAUAACCCUAUCACAACAAUGAAAGAGUUAGAAAAUCUUUUAGAAAAAAUUGAUGAUAUUGAAGAAUGUUUUGGUAUGGAUGGAAUUGUCCAUGAAAGAUGUAUAGGUUAUUUUGAGGACACUUUAGAUGAUAUUGAAAUGUGUUCUGCUUGUCAAGGGAUCAAAACAGAUCAAAGUUUACAAAAAAUUAAUGCAACCAUUGAAUUUAAAUCCAAAACUAUUGAAAGUCUUGAAAGGAAAAUCUCUGAAAGGAAAGCAAGAGUAUUAGAACUAAAGAAAAUAAUAGAAGAAAAUAAAAAAAACGCAUUUUGUUAAGAGCUUUAGAACCAUCUGGAAUUACAGAUAUUAUGAAGUUUCGUUAUUAAUUGAAUUCUUUAAUGAUAGUUGUAUUUGCUUAUUUUUAAG